UUUGUUAGGGUAGUUUAUAAAGAAAUGUUAACGUCCAAUGCAAGCGAUUUACAUCGUUAUCUCAGCAGGUUAUAUGUUUGUAUAUUAGGUCAAAGGAAGAGCAUACACAAACUGCAACAGCGAUCAAUGCAUUUUUAAUUUUCUUUCUUUUUUUUUUUUUUUUUUUACAGUUUAUACCAUUUGAAAAUAAAAAAAUAAGAUACAAAAAUGCUGAAAACUUGCGGGAAGAGGUUUUUGCUCUCCAUCGUUGGAGCUACUUUUACCUGCCUGGUUGUGCUGUUUGUGACUCAGCAGCAGCAGCGAAGCCAGGUAGAGGCCGUCCCAAACGGGAGAGAGGUCGGGAUGCGCUCGUUGCAGAGCUUUGAGAACCUGGCGGAAAGUCACAACACACAGGAGCCGCAACUGAGCCAGCCCGAACCUCAACAGCAGGCUUCUAACCCGGAGCAAGGGAAGGGCUUCUCGGCUUAUUUCACUAAACUGACCCGGGAGAGGAGGGAAGCAGAAAAUACGGAAAGCAACCAUCAGCCUGCGACAGAGAAACCGCAUAUGGAAGACAUCACACCGAAUGAUAUUUUCAUCGCAGUCAAGACCACCAAGAAGUUUCACCAAGCCCGACUGGAGCUGCUCCUAGAUACCUGGAUAUCGAGAAACGUGCAACAGACUUACAUCUUCACAGAUGGAGAGGACGAGGGGCUAAAGAAAAGAAUAGGAAGCCAUGCCAUUAACACAAACUGCUCAGCUGCACACAGUCGGCAAGCUCUGUCCUGCAAGAUGGCAGUGGAGUACGACAAGUAUAUAGAAUCUGGGAAAAAAUGGUUCUGCCAUGUGGAUGAUGACAACUACGUGAACAUGCGGACUCUGGUGAAACUGCUCUCCAACUACCCCCACACUCAGGAUAUCUACAUCGGCAAGCCCAGCCUGGACCGGCCCAUCGAAGCCACGGAGAGACUCGGAGACAACUUAAUGCGGCCAGUAAACUUUUGGUUCGCUACUGGUGGUGCUGGGUUCUGUAUCAGCCGUGGUCUGGCAUUGAAGAUGAGCCCAUGGGCAAGUGGCGGACACUUCAUGAACACAGCAGAGAAAAUCCGUCUCCCUGACGACUGCACAAUCGGCUACAUCAUCGAGUCUGUGCUGGGAGUCAAACUGAUCCGCAGCAACCAGUUCCACUCUCACCUGGAGAACCUGCAGCAGGUGCCCAAGUCUGAACUCCACAAGCAGGUGACAUUGAGCUAUGGAAUGUUUGAAAACAAGAGGAAUGCCAUUAACAUGAAGGGGGCUUUCCCUGUGGAGGAGGACCCAUCCAGGUUCAAGUCUGUACACUGUUUGCUGUACCCAGAUACCCCCUGGUGCCCCUCUUACGUUGUCUAAUAACGGCAACCCACCCUCUUGUUAUCCUCGUCCUGUGCCGCCCUGGUAUCUGAAGGGCCCGUGGGACCAGUGUCAAAUUCAGCUGUGAAGCUACUGUGUUUUUGCUGCAGUAAUGCACAGCGUUUUGUUAGUUUUAUAUUGAGCUGCUGUGCGGCUCGCUAUUAUGUUACAGACUUUUCUUUUAGUGCUGUUGCUAUCACUCCUGCUCCUCUACCCUUGUCAAUUUGGUAUGUCACAGAGCAAUGCUUGGGGGUUUGGAGGAGGGAGCCGAGAAAUCAUAUAUAUAUAUAUAUAUAUAUAUAUAUAUAUAUAUAUAUAUAUAUAUAUUAAUAUUACUUCACAUGGACUUUGGUGUGUGGUGUACAGGCAGUUCUCUUUGCUUGUAAUUUUGUAAAUGUUGCUUAUGAUGUAUUUGCAAUUCUCAUAGAAUUGUGCAUUUAUAUUGCUAUGCCUGUGCCAGCUUUUACAUGCAUUCCCUUCAGUUUUUUUAUCUUGGCUUUUUAAAAUGUUUUGUUUUUAUUUUAUCAUAAUCAUCGACUCCGGAUACAAUAAUUGAAAUGAAGUUUCUUUUCUUUUUCUUCAGACAUUUCAGUGUUACAAUAUUUAAGCUGGCUGUAGGCAGUUUCUAGAUGUGAGCUCAGAUAUUUAUUUCUGAGGUGCAUCGCUAUGAAGCACUUUCCCCUUAUUAAAAAUGUCUGAGUAUAAUCACAGAUUGAUGCAGGUUACGCUAGUAAUCUGUGUUGAAACUGAAGGAAGACUUAUGACCCCAAAAUAUAUAUUUUUUCAUAGAUCUUGUGAUUUUUAAUAUGAUUUAUUGCAUUUUCAACAAUCGAAGAAAAAAAAAAGAUAAUAUAUUAGCAAUAUUUAAAAUUAAAUGUUACAAUCAUCUUUAAAGUGUGUUUCAUAGAGACAUGUAAAAAAAUUGCAUGUUUUCCUUUAUUACAAAAUGCUGCCUUUUUGUGAUCUUUAGCUGUAAAGGGAUAUCACAGUAGAUAAGUAAGACAGUAAAAUUGCUUUAUGGUGAAAUUGCUUUAUUGCUUCACACUUUUUUUUUUAAAGACGGUCCAAAUGACUAUAUGUACAGCACAUAUAAAGCAUGCACCUACAACCAAAUGAAAAGAUGAAGAAAUAUGUAAAAAAAACAAAAAGAAAACUACUGUGAAAAUGUGGGGCUGUUUGAAAAGGAAAGGGGAUGUUCAUGAAAGGCAGCAUUAAUCUAAAUGAGAACGCAGAGCUUUGAUCUCUGUGACGAUGUCCCAUACUGGGUACACUUGUAAAUGUUCAUUUGAAGCAGUGUUUGUUUACUGUGCUUUUCUUUCUCAUUUAACUAUGUAUAUAUGUUUCACAAUUGAAAAAAGAGAAUUCUGUGGAUCAGAAAUGCUUCCAACAAACUUUUUAAAUGAUGAUGAUGUUUACUGCUUGUAAUCAUUGCCCUUUCCUCUAAUUUAUAUUCCAGUAUCUGGAAUUUCUUUUUUUUUUUUUUUUUAAUUAUUUUUAUAAAAAUUGUACAUAUAAAAAUACAAACGCUUCUCAGGGAUAAUAACCUGAUAUUGUUACCAUGGAAACUCCAAUGGUACCCAUCAUUUGCUUUUAAUAAAGCAGCUUAAAGGCUGAUAAACCUCA
Messenger RNA from Acipenser ruthenus (sterlet), 2991 nucleotides. Its product is annotated as beta-1,3-N-acetylglucosaminyltransferase lunatic fringe-like. The coding region runs from base 208 to 1368 and encodes 386 amino acids. The transcript has 8 exons. Gene Ontology annotation, biological process: pattern specification process; regulation of Notch signaling pathway. The record is from RefSeq and is a predicted model, not a curated record. Lineage: Eukaryota; Metazoa; Chordata; Actinopteri; Acipenseriformes; Acipenseridae. Gene Ontology annotation, cellular component: Golgi membrane. Gene Ontology annotation, molecular function: O-fucosylpeptide 3-beta-N-acetylglucosaminyltransferase activity.